GGGGCCGGGGAGCGCUGAGCUGGUGCUGCUGCAGCCCAUUCACCUGCGGCUCAGAGCGGGGGAGAGAUCGGGCGGACAGUGGCAGCGCCCGGGGGCAGUGGAGCCUCGUACCGGCACCGGGACACCCAGGGAGAUACGAGCCGGGGGUGGGGGGACCCAGACCGGUAGCAGCAUGACUGGGGGACCGGGGAGCACCCCAUUAUUCCUACUGGCACUGAGUGGAGCUUUAAGCGGAGCGCGGAGCCGGGCAUUGGGGGCGUACGAUGGGAACGCGUCCGUAUCCCGCGCCUGCACUCCGGGCUUCUCCGCGGAAGGUUACACCGCGCUCGUGUCGCCCAAUAUCAUGGAAGGACAGAAACUGCUCAAAGUGAAGUUCACCGGCUGCAGUUCGGGGGCGCGGGGCAUUUGGUACCAAACCAGUAACCCGGAUUUUAAAGUGGGCGCAGAUGGGGCAGUGUACACGGCGCGCACGGUGCGGAUCCCGGCCAAGGAAGCCAUGUUUACGGUGUCUGCUUGGGGCCAUGAAACCCCGGAGAAGUGGGAAGCGGCCGUCCGACUCCUCGUGGAAGAGACACCCCUCAACCAAAGCCAAUAUGGGACUGGAAUCCAGAGCCGACAGUCAGAACAAGAGCAGUCUCAGAGUAGUACUCUGUUACCAUGGCGACAGCAUCACAGCGGGCUCAGAAGACAGAAGAGGGAUUGGGUGAUACCUCCUGUUAAUGUCCCAGAGAACUCGAGGGGGCCCUUCCCUGAGCACCUGGUGCGGAUUCGCUCUGACAAAGACCGGGAGAGUAUGAUCCGUUACAGCAUCACCGGAGUCGGGGCAGACCAGCCCCCCAUGGAGAUUUUCAGCAUAGACCCCAUUUCUGGGCGUAUGUAUGUGACCAGACCCCUGGACCGGGAGGAGAGAUCAUCGUACCAUCUCAGGGCCCACGCUGUCGAUAUGAACGGGAACAAGGUGGAGAAUCCCAUCGACCUUUCCAUCUACGUUAUCGACAUGAACGACAACCGACCAGAAUUCUCAAGUCCCAUUUUCAAUGGGUCAGUGGACGAAGUUUCCAAACCAGGGACCUAUGUCAUGACGGUGACGGCGCACGAUGCCGACGACAUCAACACGUCCAAUGGGAUCGUCAUGUACCGCAUCAUGGCCCAGAGCCCGCAGAGUCCGUCCCAGGAUAUGUUUGUGAUUCACAGCGAGACGGGCGUCAUCAACACCGUGGCGGCUGGACUGGACCGAGAGAAAGUCCAACAGUACACCGUCGUCAUUCAGGCCACUGACAUGGAAGGGAAUCUGAACCACGGGCUGUCCAACACCGCCACGGCCAUCAUCACUGUCGCCGAUGUCAACGACAACCCUCCGGAAUUCACCAACAAAAUGUUCAUCGGAGAGGUUCCGGAGAACCGCAUUGAUGUGGUGGUGGCCAACCUGACCGUCGUAGACCGGGACCAACCCUACACGCCCAACUGGAACGCGGUUUAUAAGAUCAUUAGUGGGGAUCCGGCCGGUCACUUUACCAUCAAGACAGAUCCGGUGACCAAUGAAGGAAUUGUUACUGUGGCAAAGCCUGUUGACUAUGAAAUGAAUAAAGCCUUCCUGCUGAACGUCAUGGUGACCAACCAAGCCCCUCUGGCCAGUGGCAUCCAAAUGUCCCUCCAGUCUACGGCAGCGGUGACCAUUUCUAUCACCGACGUGAAUGAAGCGCCUUACUUCCCCAACCGGAACGAGCCAAUCAGGAGGCUAGAGGGAGAGUCGCCUGGAAGGCUGCUGACCACGUUCUCAGCCGUGGACCCAGAUCGUUCUAUGCAACAAGCUCUCAGAUACUCAAAGCUUUCCGACCCGGCCAACUGGCUCACCAUUAACACCACCAACGGUCAGGUCUUUACCACGGGCGUAUUGGAUCGGGAGUCUUCGUUUGUGAAGGACGACGUAUACCAGGCCAAAUUUCUGGCUACGGAUAACGGCGUCCCUCCAGCUAGCGGCACCGGGACCCUACUCAUCCAGCUCAUUGAUAUCAAUGAUAAUGCCCCCGAGCUGCUCCCCAAAGAAGCCCAGAUCUGCGAGCGGCCGAAUGGCAAGGGGAUCAACAUCACCGCCAGCGACGUGGACCGCAAGCCGAGCGCCGACCCUUUUGUCUUUGAACUGCCCAGCGUGCCCUCCAGCAUCCGCCGCAACUGGACCAUCAGCCGGAUAAACAGUAACUACGCGCGGCUCAGCCUGCACAUCGGGUAUUUGGAGUCCGGCAUGUAUGAGGUCCCCGUCAUCGUCACGGAUUCGGGCAACCCCCCCCUCUACAACACGUCCGUCAUUAAGGUGAAGGUUUGUCCCUGUGAUGACAAUGGGGACUGCACGAGCGUUGGAGCCGUGGCAGCAGCUGGACUGGGUACAGGAGCAAUUAUCUCUAUCCUCAUCUGUAUCAUCAUCUUGCUGUCGAUGGUUUUGCUGUUCGUGAUGUGGAUGAAGCGCAGGGAGAAGGAACGCCACACAAAGCAGCUUUUGAUCGACCCUGAAGAUGACGUACGGGACAAUAUCCUGAAAUACGAUGAGGAGGGAGGCGGAGAGGAAGACCAGGAUUACGACUUGAGCCAAUUGCAGCAACCGGAGACGUUGGACCACGUUCUGAACAAGGUUUCUGGUGUCCGAAGGGUGGACGAAAGGCCUGUGGGGGCGGAACCUCAGUAUCCAAUCAGACCCGUUAUACCCCACCCCGGGGAUAUUGGCGACUUCAUCACUGAGGGUCUUCGCGCAGCGGAUAACGACCCCACGGCGCCGCCGUACGACUCUCUCCUGGUGUUCGAUUACGAGGGGAGCGGUUCCACGGCAGGUUCCGUCAGUUCUCUCAAUUCCUCCAGUUCCGAGGAGCAGGACUUUGAUUAUCUGAAUGACUGGGGGCCCCGCUUCAAAAAACUGGCCGACAUGUACGGAGGGGGCGACGAGGAUUGAUUGGGCGCCCAGUAUGUGACCAACUACGGAUCCGGACCUCCUCAUUGUACAGCCAGCCCUUUCUUUUAUAUCAUUCAACCCCCCCGCCCCUCCAUGUCCGCGUUCUUUUUAGCGACACUCGGGGGGGCGCUGGUUCCAUUUUUGUCGCCAAUAGCAACAACUUUCCCUUUGUGUUGGGUUUUUACUCUUCUCUAGGAGACACUGAUACCCCACCUAUCAAUCACCCCCCCCCAAUGCCCGUCCCUGUGUUCGCGUAGACUUACCCGCCAUUCACUUUGAAUGUAUCGGUACCGGUACCAGCGGAGGUACAAGAGGAACCCGUCGGCCCAUUGUUGUCUCCUGGCGAAAGGUAACGUAACACAAUGGGAAAACGUGGAUAGAAUUGCUAAUUAGUUCUAAUUGCUUUGUGUACAAGCCUUGCACAAGGGUAAUGGUGCAAUACACUCGGCUGCCCAGAAGUAGGGGUGCACCCAAUCCACUGAACCCCGAAUCCGGCCGAAUACAGAACCAAAUCCAUGGAGGGGAUUAAGUCAACCAGGCUGGGGUCGGAUUGGGGGGUGCAGGUCCCACUGGAGCUACUGCCUCAAGGGUGCCUGUACCCCCCUAAUGGGCCCCCCCCCGCAGCCUUCACACCCGCUGCAGGGGCCCCUGCACCCCCGCCACCCGUCCGACUCCGACCCCUGAUGGGCAGCUCGGGGGAGCACCCUGCGGGGAUCGGGGCCCACAAAGACCAGGGUCCAACGGGUUUUUCCCAGUGUUCCAGGGGCCCAGUUUAACCCUGCGCUCAGUUUGCGGCAAAAAAAUUUUCAAUUUACGUGUUUUUGCGACAAAAAGUCACAUGAUUCUAAGGAUACGGAUUCGCCAGAAUCUUUCCUGGAUUCAGUGCAUCCCUACCCAGAAGUGAAUGAGUUAAUCUGCCAUUUUUUUUUCUUUUUUUUGUACAUUUUU
This is a messenger RNA of Xenopus tropicalis (tropical clawed frog), 3889 nucleotides long. It is a transcript of the gene cdh4, whose product is annotated as cadherin 4. Gene Ontology annotation, cellular component: cell-cell junction; membrane; plasma membrane. Lineage: Eukaryota; Metazoa; Chordata; Amphibia; Anura; Pipidae. The record is from RefSeq and is a predicted model, not a curated record. The coding region runs from base 173 to 2941 and encodes 922 amino acids. The transcript is spliced from 16 exons. Gene Ontology annotation, biological process: cell-cell adhesion; cell adhesion; homophilic cell-cell adhesion. Gene Ontology annotation, molecular function: calcium ion binding.